This is a messenger RNA of Carya illinoinensis, 435 nucleotides long. RefSeq lists its product as uncharacterized. Bases 1 to 435 code for a protein of 144 amino acids. The record is from RefSeq and is a predicted model, not a curated record. The transcript has a single exon. NCBI's taxonomy places the organism in Eukaryota, Viridiplantae, Streptophyta, Magnoliopsida, Fagales, Juglandaceae.
AUGGGGAUCUUCAAGUUACCCAAACAGCUGGUUAAGAAAUUAAACAAGCUAGUGAGAUCCUUCUGGUGGGGACAAAAAGCACAAGAACAAAAGGUACAAUGGGUACCAUGGAGCCAAAUGUCAAAAUCAAAGACUUUAGGAGGCUUGGGCCUUAGGGACUUUGAGAACUUCAAUUGUGCCCUCCUAGCAAAACAAGGUUGGAGAGUCAUAACUACCCCCAAUUCCCUUGGUGCCAAGGUUCUAAAAGAGAAGUACUUUAAACAUAGCUCCUUUCUCUUUGCAAAAACUGGACACAACUCCUCUUUCCUAUGGCAAAGCAUCACCUCAGCAAGACCCUUACUGAAGGAAGGAUUAAUCUGGCGUGUGGGAGAUGGAGAGUCAAUGGAAAUAUGGAAUGAUAAAUGGUUUCCACCGAAGACAUCCUACCAACCUUAG